AUUCUGAUCUUUUUUUUAUUGAUGAAUGUGAAAUUGUGUACCGCCCUGCGCUAACGGCAUAUGCUGACGGGGCACUAGUGGAAGAGCAUGGGGACAACGAAGAUCUAUCUGACAUAGUACCUACAUUCCUAUCAAUAGGUGGCCCUAUUCCUAGUAAGUUUUAAAACCACCAAUAAGUUUUAAAAUGUACAACAUAUAAACAAACCACAUAUGUUUACCGUAGAAGCUUUGUUCCAAUUUUUAAUGGACGUCAGCCGUGUUUCGUCACGGAAUACUGUGUAUCUAUAUUAUGCAGUAAGUGCUUAUCCGGAGAGCCAAUUCGUGUUGGAGCGCGGCGGAGAUCGCUGCGGCACACGACAUCAAGUCAAACUCGCCGUUUUGUGUAACUACUCUUUUGCUGCUGGAUAUAUUUUACAAAAUUGAUCAAAAAGAAGACCACUCAAAAUGUUGGAGAAUGAAAGAAAAGAUAUAGAGAACCAAAAAGUCAAUGAAGAUCCAUUAACAAAAGCCAUAGGUGCCAUUGGCAAAUGGCAAAUAUGGAUAUGUUUCGUGGUAUUUCUGGUAAAGUUUCCUGUGGCGUGGCAUCAGAUGAGCAUCAUCUUUCUUGCCCCACCGGUGAAUUUCACUUGUGCUUCUGACCAGAGCACUGAAACCUUUAAUAACAUAUGCAAUGCCAGCUGUACAGAUUAUGAAUAUGACAGAAGUAUUUUUAAGGAAACAAUCAUAUCACAAUGGGACUUGGUGUGUGAUAGACAUUGGAUGAAAAAUUUUACUCAAACGGUAUUCAUGCUCGGAAUUCUUGUGGGAAAUAUGGUCUUCGGUCAUCUUUCAGAUAGAUUUGGGCGACGCAUGCCAUUCCUUGCUGCCGUAUUUCUGCAACUUAUAAGUGGAGUGGCAACAGCAUAUUCCAUUAACUGGUACAUGUUUACGACACUUCGUUUCCUCCUAGCUGUUGCCACCGGAGGCACUAUGGUCACAAGUUUCGUACUCACCAUGGAAUUGGUUGGCGCUAAAUACAGAGAAUCUGUAGGAAUUAUCUACCAAAUACCCUUUAACUUGGGCCAUUUGUCAUUAGCGCUAUUUGGAUAUUAUAUUCGUGAUUGGAGUAAUUUCCAGUUAGCCAUAUCAUUACCUUCAGUAAUCUUCCUCAGUUAUUAUUAUCUGUUGCCUGAGUCACCAAGAUGGCUGUUAACCGCUUCGAAAACAGAAGAAGCUGUCAAAGUUAUGGAAAUUGCUGCAAAAAGAAAUGGUCUACCUACAGAGGGCAUUGCUUCAUCGAUUCAGAAGAUGGCAGUUGAAAUUAGCAACAAGCAGGAAGAACAUGCAUCCUUCUUAGCACUGUUUCGAAGGCCACGGCUACGGACGCGAACAAUCGCUAUAUGCUUCAAUUGGUUCGUCUGCGGACUUUGCUUUUUCGGAGUAUCACAGUAUAUUGGACAUGUCUCUGGAAAUAUUUUCACUAAUGUUGCCAUAUCUGCAGCUAUACAGGUUCCCGGAACUUUAAUAUCCAUAUAUGCUAAUAGACUUCUGGGCCGCAAGAUCACAGUCAUCAGUGCCAAUUGUAUUACUAGUUUGAGUUGUCUUCUCAUCAACUUCGUUUCACAAUCAGGAGCACUUCACUUAUCACUAGGUUGUACAGGUUUAUUAGGCAUGAGUAUAUCCUUCGCUACAGUUUACUUAUAUGCAGGAGAACUUUUCCCAACUGUGGUGAGAAAUUCGGGUGUGGGAUUGUCUUCAACGGUUGCAAGAAUUGGGUCCAUGGUAGCUCCUUUCGUGGCUACUUUUUCUCACACAAGCCCGUGGUUACCCCCAGUUGUCUUUGGUAUAGUUCCUUUAAUCGGAGCUGGUCUUUGCUUCUUAUUACCUGACACCCGCGGAAGAAAACUUCCUGAUACAUUGGAAGAAGGCGAAGCAUAAAAGACUAGAUCUCGUACAUUAAGCUAGCUUAAUCUAAUUUAAGUAUAUACUAAAAUAUAUAAGAAAUAUAUAAGAAUUUAAAGAUAUUAAAGUAUUCUUGUGUGCCUUAUUUAGUGUGUACCUGUUCUUUAAUUUAGCAUAAUUUGUUAACGAGAUUUUUUGUAUACCUAUGCAACGAAACCUGUUCAAAUCCUUAUAAUGAAAACAAGGAAAAUAUUUCAAGGUCACCGGUUUCUUUGUUUGUUUAUUUUAAGGAAACCG
Molecule: messenger RNA, 2178 nt
Organism: Achroia grisella
Lineage: Eukaryota; Metazoa; Arthropoda; Insecta; Lepidoptera; Pyralidae
Product: organic cation transporter protein-like
Exons: 6
Coding region: 445-1917 (490 amino acids)
Biological process (GO): transmembrane transport
Cellular component (GO): membrane
Molecular function (GO): transmembrane transporter activity
Source: RefSeq, a predicted model, not a curated record